ACCCCACGGAAGGCCUUCGUCUCGUCUUGCCCCCCUGCCCAAGAACUUCCAUGUUUGCGCCCCCGCGUCGCCCCCUCGGCCGCGUAUAUAUACCCGGGCUGCCGCCUCCGCCAUAGCACACACCACCAAAGUCAUCGCAUCGUAUUGCGCCUGACUGAUUCAAGCAGUUCCAGAGCCAAGAGCGAGUAGCAGCCAGCCAUGGUGCUCUCCAGGGCCGCCUCGGACACCGACGUGUCUGUUCACUCCACCUUCGCCUCCCGCUAUGUCCGGUCGUCCCUCCCGAGGUACCGCAUGCCGGAGAACUCGAUCCCCAAGGAGGCGGCGUACCAGAUCAUCAACGACGAGCUGAUGCUGGACGGCAACCCGCGGCUGAACCUGGCGUCGUUCGUGACCACGUGGAUGGAGCCCGAGUGCGACAAGCUCAUCAUGGCCUCCAUCAACAAGAACUACGUCGACAUGGACGAGUACCCGGUCACCACCGAGCUCCAGAACCGGUGCGUGAACAUGAUCGCGCAUCUCUUCCACGCGCCGCUGGGCGAGUCGGAGACGGCCGUGGGCGUGGGCACGGUGGGGUCGUCGGAGGCCAUCAUGCUGGCCGGGCUGGCCUUCAAGCGGAGGUGGCAGAACAAGCGCAAGGCAGAGGGGAAACCGUUCGACAAGCCCAACAUCAUCACCGGCGCCAACGUCCAGGUCUGCUGGGAGAAGUUCGCGAGGUACUUUGAGGUGGAGCUCAAGGAGGUGAAGCUGCGGGAGGGGUACUACGUGAUGGACCCGGAGCAGGCGGUGGAGAUGGUGGACGAGAACACCAUCUGCGUGGCGGCCAUCCUCGGCUCCACGCUCAACGGCGAGUUCGAGGACGUCAAGCGCAUCAACGACCUGCUCGAAGACAAGAACAAGCAGACAGGGUGGGAGACGCCGAUCCAUGUGGACGCGGCGAGCGGCGGGUUCAUCGCGCCGUUCCUGUACCCGGAGCUGGAGUGGGACUUCCGGCUGCCGUGGGUGAAGAGCAUCAACGUGAGCGGCCACAAGUACGGCCUCGUCUACCCCGGCAUCGGCUGGUGCGUCUGGCGCAGCAAGGAGGACCUGCCCGACGAGCUCAUCUUCCACAUCAACUACCUCGGCACCGACCAGCCCACCUUCACCCUCAACUUCUCCAAGGGCUCCAGCCAGGUGAUCGCGCAGUACUACCAGCUCAUCCGCCACGGCUUCGAGGGGUACAGGAACAUCAUGGAGAACUGCCAGGAGAACGCCAUGGUGGUGAAGGAGGGACUGGAGAAGACGGGGCGCUUCAACAUCGUGUCCAAGGACGAGGGCGUGCCGCUGGUGGCCUUCUCGCUCAAGGACCACAGCCGCCACGACGAGUUCGAGAUCUCCGACAUGCUGCGCCGCUUCGGCUGGAUCGUGCCGGCCUACACCAUGCCGGCCGACGCGCAGCACGUCACCGUGCUCCGCGUCGUCAUCCGGGAGGAGUUCAGCCGCACCCUCGCCGAGCGCCUCGUCAUCGACAUCGACACCGUCAUGGCCCAGCUCGACGUGCUCCCCUCCAAGCUCACGCCCCCCGCCCUGGGGCUGCUGCCGGCCACGCUGCCCAAGACCGUCGCCAAGAAGACGGAGCUCGAGACGCAGAAGUCCGUGGCGGCGGCAUGGAAGGAGUUUGUGCUCGCCAAGAAGACCAACGGCGUCUGCUAGUGCAAAAUCAACAGCGUCCAAAAUCCAAGCUACCGAUCCAAUAUAGUAGUACUAUUAUGAUUCGAGUAAAACUGCUAUUAUAGGUUGAUUUAUUAGGGGGAGUUUGUAACCAAAAUUUUGCUGUGUCUUUUUAAGACUUGAGCUGUUGCGCUGCAAUGAUAGCAAGUACUACUACAAUUUUCUGUUAAA
This is a messenger RNA of Hordeum vulgare subsp. vulgare (domesticated barley), 1878 nucleotides long. Its product is annotated as glutamate decarboxylase 1-like. The coding region runs from base 199 to 1689 and encodes 496 amino acids. The record is from RefSeq and is a predicted model, not a curated record. Gene Ontology annotation, cellular component: cytosol. Gene Ontology annotation, molecular function: pyridoxal phosphate binding; glutamate decarboxylase activity. The transcript has 6 exons. NCBI's taxonomy places the organism in Eukaryota, Viridiplantae, Streptophyta, Magnoliopsida, Poales, Poaceae. Gene Ontology annotation, biological process: L-glutamate catabolic process.